Plasmodium gallinaceum is the source of this 1029-nucleotide messenger RNA. It is a transcript of the gene DOHH, whose product is annotated as deoxyhypusine hydroxylase, putative. The record is from RefSeq and is a predicted model, not a curated record. Lineage: Eukaryota; Apicomplexa; Aconoidasida; Haemosporida; Plasmodiidae. Gene Ontology annotation, molecular function: deoxyhypusine monooxygenase activity. Gene Ontology annotation, biological process: peptidyl-hypusine biosynthetic process. The transcript has a single exon. The coding region runs from base 1 to 1029 and encodes 342 amino acids.
AUGUCAAAUAAUAAUAGUAUAAAGCGCUUAAUAAAAUAUGAGGAAAGUAACAAUAAAGAUUUUAUUGAAAAAUAUUUAGUAAAAACAAAAAAUGAAUUUAUAGAAAAACAAAUGAGAGCUUUAUAUGAAUGCCGAGAAGUACAUAAAGGAAAUAUAGAUGAAAUAAUAAAUAUACUUUCUUUCGCUUUAGAAAAUAAUGAUAGUGUAUUAUUAAGGCAUGAAAUAGCUUAUGUUUUAGGUCAAAUAAGUAAUGAAAAAUGUAAUAAUAUUUUAAUUAAAUUAUUAAACGAUAAAAAUGAAAAUGUAAUGGUUAGACAUGAAGCUGCUGAAGGGUUGGCUGCAAUAGGGAGUGAAUCUAAUAUUCUUAUAAUAAAAAAAUUUUUAAAUGAUGAAAGCAUAGAAGUAAGAGAAACGUGUGAAUUAGCGUUAAGUUCAUUACUAGAAAAAAAUAAAAAUCCUUUUUGUUCAUGUAUUAACAAAGAAAACAUAAAAGAAUUAUUAAGAAAAAAACAAAGUGAUGAAUUUGUUUCAAAAAAAUUUAAAACUAUAGAUCCAGUUGUAUUCAUAUCAAAAAACAAAAGCGUUGAUAAAUUAAUUGAAGAUUUAAAUAAUGAAGAUAACCCUUUAAAAUUAAGAUAUGAAGCUUUAUUUCAAUUAAGAGAUAUGGAAUCUGAUAUUUCACUGAAUGCAUUAGGUGAAGCUCUAAUAAAAGAUAAUAAGUCGGCAAUAUUUAGACACGAAGUAGCAUUUGUAUUAGGUCAAGCUUUACAUUUAAAUUCUUUAAAAUACCUAAUUUCAUCUUUAACAAACAUCAAUGAGCAUGAAAUGGUAAGACAUGAAGUUGCUUUAGCUUUAGGGUCUCUCGGGAGCUUAAAUUUAAAUUCAGAGGAAUAUAAAAACAUUCAAAACACAAUUAUUAAUACUUUAAAAAUGUAUUCAAAAGACAAAUGCAAAGUUGUAGCUGAAAGCUGCUUAGUUGGAUUAGAUUAUAUAGCUGAAAAUUUAAAUAUAGCAAUAGAAAUAAAUUAA